CUGGGUGCGUUCGUGUUGACGCGCAUUCUACUCCAGACCUGCGUUUUUCGCAGAUCUUCAAAUCACAGUUUUCAUGGAGUUUAUGUGGCUUAUGAGUUGUAGAGCGGCGGAUCUGCGCAUCGUCCCAAGAAACAUAGAAAGAAGAGACGCCGAGUAACUCCUGGAACAAAAACUAUUAGCGCUGUCAACUAAGGGAAAAAACUACAACUUUGCUGGCUCAAUAGCUGGCUUAGUGAGCCUGUAUCGCUCUAUAUCGCUUCAGUCAUUUUAUCCACUAUGGAGCCCGUCUCGGAGCCGUUACGGUGCUUUAGUGACUCCCAUCAGUCGGAGCUGUUUAAGGAUGACGGAGUCCAGACGGUCACUUCAAUAGAGCAGAGAAAAGUCGAACGCAGUAUUCAAGACGUACUCAAUGUUUACCAGCAAAUACACAACUUACCACAGCCAACCCUACUAAGAGAGCAACACUACCAAUAUCUCAAGAAAGGUUUACGCCAUCUUUCAGAUGCAUAUGAGUGUUUGGAUGCCAGUCGGCCUUGGCUCUGUUACUGGAUCCUGCACAGUCUGGAGCUGCUGGAGGAGCCUGUACCUGCUGCUGUGGCAUCAGAUGUGUGUCAGUUCUUGGCUCGGUGUCAGAGCCCAACGGGCGGCUUCGCUGGAGGUCCGGGACAGCACGCUCACCUGGCCCCCACCUACGCUGCUGUAAAUGCCCUGUGCAUCCUGGGUACAGAGGAGGCCUACAGUGUCAUAAACAGAGAGAAGCUCCUGGACUUCCUGUACUCCGUUAAGCAGCCAGAUGGCUCCUUUGUGAUGCAUGUGGGUGGGGAGGUGGAUGUCAGGAGUGCAUACUGUGCUGCAUCUGUGGCUUCACUCACAAACAUCGUCACCCCAAUGCUGUUUGAGGGAACCCACAACUGGAUCCUCAGCUGUCAGAAUUGGGAGGGUGGUUUGGGUGGGAUGCCCGGCCUGGAGGCCCAUGGUGGAUACACCUUCUGUGGCACAGCAGCUCUGGUUAUCCUGGGAAAGGAACACAUGCUGGACCUCAAAGCUUUAUUACGCUGGGUCACCAGCAGGCAGAUGCGCUUUGAGGGCGGAUUCCAGGGACGCUGUAAUAAACUAGUGGAUGGCUGUUACUCUUUCUGGCAAGCUGGUCUUCUGCCGCUGCUCCACAGAGCUCUCUUCAAAGACGGUGACGUGACGUUGAGUCUGAGCAGCUGGAUGUUUGAGCAGCAGGCUCUGCAGGAGUACAUCCUGCUCUGCUGUCAGAACCCUGCAGGAGGCUUACUGGACAAACCGGGCAAGUCCAGGGACUUUUACCACACCUGCUACUGUCUGAGUGGACUCUCAGUAGCACAGCACUUUGGAAACAAAGAUCUCCACCAUGAGCUGGUCCUUGGCAAAGAGGAGAACAGACUGGCACCAACUCACCCCGUGUACAACAUCUGCCCAGAGAAGGUCGCUCAAGCCAUCCAGCAUUUCCAUCAGCUGCCAAUACCAGCACAGAAGGGUGCUACAGCAUGUGCCAAGGACCAGUCUUAGUCUUUUUUUUCUUUUCUUUUUUCCUUUUCUUAAGGGAUGUUGAAGUCAGUUAUCUGGGCUACAAGCAGGAACCUUGUGUGUAAUGCUGUAGUCAUUAUCUGUGCUGGUAAUAAUUGCACAAGACUCCAAGGGGCUGAGUUACUAAAGCUGUUAGCAUGUGCAAACGACUUCUGCCCUGUCAAAAUCAGUAUUGUGGUCACUCCUAAAAGCAAGUUUUCUUUUUCAUACGCCAGUCCUUGGGUGAAUUCUUGAUAUUGCACAUGACUAGCCUUUUUAACUCGUUUUAAGGUUUUAGUAAUGUUGCCCCAAGUGUAAAUGGCGGUAAGCCUGGGCUGAUCAAAUAAAGGCUUGAACAGCUUUUGCUUCACUUUUCUGAA
Molecule: messenger RNA, 1913 nt
Organism: Colossoma macropomum (tambaqui)
Lineage: Eukaryota; Metazoa; Chordata; Actinopteri; Characiformes; Serrasalmidae
Gene: fntb
Product: farnesyltransferase, CAAX box, beta
Exons: 12
Coding region: 277-1536 (419 amino acids)
Biological process (GO): protein farnesylation
Cellular component (GO): protein farnesyltransferase complex
Molecular function (GO): protein farnesyltransferase activity
Source: RefSeq, a predicted model, not a curated record